CUAAGGUUCUAGUGACCACGUUGAAACACAUUCGUUUACGAUCUAACGUGUUGCGGGUUUUCAGUUCCAUAGCUAAAACGAUUAUGACGAGAACAUUUAACAGUGUUUUUAUUAGUUUUUCAAAUCGAUCAUCUUUAGUUUUAUCACGUAAACAUAGUGCUGUGAAGGAACUACCAUGCCAAAGUUGCUAGCUCAUCGGCCUGGCUCAGGUUUGAGCCUCGUCAAAAGUGAUCGUCCUGGCUUCCUGAACAAAGUCAAGAAGGGAGGAGUUGAUGAUUCAAGACCAAAGAAAAAACUAUCAAUAGGAAAUGCAGCUGAGAAGAAGAAACAGAAGAGCUUGAGUUCUGGCGCCAGUCAGGGCCUGGUGUUCAAUACGGGCAUUGGCCAGCACAUCCUCAAGAACCCGCUGGUCAUCAACAGCAUGAUUGAGAAGGCGGCCCUCAAGACCACAGACAAUGUCUUGGAGGUGGGUCCAGGUACGGGCAACAUGACAGCCAAGCUGCUGGAGCGCAGCAAGCGAGUCAUAGCAUGUGAGGUUGACACUCGCAUGGUGGCGGAGUUGCACAAGCGCUUCCAAGGCACGCCGCUCUACAGCAAGCUGGACAUCCGCAUCGGCGAUGUGCUCAAGGCAACCCUGCCUGCCUUUGAUGUUUGUGUGGCCAACCUCCCGUACCAGAUCUCGUCGCCGUUCGUUUUCAAGCUACUUCUACAUCGACCCAUCUUCCGGUGUGCGGUGCUGAUGUUCCAGCAGGAAUUUGCUCAACGUCUCGUAGCUAAGCCUGGCAGCAAACUAUACUGCCGACUCACAGUCAACACGCAACUCCUCGCUAAAGUGGACCACCUCAUGAAAGUCGGCAAGAAUAACUUCAAACCUCCGCCCAAGGUGGAGUCGUCGGUGGUAAGGAUCGAGCCCCGUAACCCGCUACCCAACAUCAACUUCCAGGAGUGGGACGGCCUCCUGCGCAUCGCUUUCGUUAGGAAGAGCAAGACGCUACUGGCUGCCUUCAAGCAGACUGCUGUCAUGAAGACUCUGCUGACGAACUACCGCGUGUGGUGCGCGAAGCACAACCGCAAGUUUCCUGAAGACUUCGACAUGAAGGCGAAGGUCGAGGCGGUGCUGGAGGAGUGCGGCAUGCUGCAGAGCAGAGCGCGCUCCAUGGAACAAGAAGACUUCAUGAAGCUCUUACUCGCCUUCAAUAAAGCUGGCAUUCACUUCAGUUAACCAAUGUACAUUGUAGAACUGAGCUAUUUUUUAAUGUUGUAGUUGAAGUUGUUGUUUUGUUGUAAUUCGUAACGAUUUAUGUGAUCAAAACCUCUGAGUAAUAUCUUUUGAUGUAGCUUCCCUCUUUUGGUAGGUGCUUAUGAAGGUAUGAUGCGUAACCCAAUGCUCGUUUUUAUUUGUAUAAAUCAAAUUGUUCGUUAGUCGGAACGUUGAAUGUGGAUUUCGGUCGAGAUAAUUAAGGGUAAGAAUAUAUCACUAUUCGCAGAACGCGCUGGCGGUCGGGUAAUAAUGUUGUAUGCAGUCAGGUUAUUCAGUGUAUAUUGUUAGCUGAAGUUGACGCACAUUAUGAAAUGAGGCAGGAUUAAUACGCGUUGUUGUCUGGGUUACUGAAUAGAUCUAUAAGCUGUUGCGUAGAUAUCGUGCAGCCUUACUUCAAUGGCUUUUACAAAUCACGGACAAUUGGGAACUCACGUUGGUGUAGUUUUGUUUCUAUUUUACGUUCGUAUAACUAACAAAUGGUGCUCUGAUAUUUUUAACAUUUUGGCGUUUGUACGAAAUAGCUGCUUCUACUAACUCCACUUCAGACUUUUUUAAUGGUGUGUUAGUCCAUGUUUCCUGAUGUAUUUUUUGUGAUUGAUUCUUGAGUCUCCGCAAUAAUGUUUCUUUGCCGCUAGCAGGUAGGUUUCUCGUAAUAUAUCUAAUGCUGGUUAUGGAUGGGAGUGUUAUGUCAUGAAUCUUCUUCAAAACGGCAACCAUUAACAAAUUCGAAAUGAGCAUGAAGUUUCCAGUACUUCAUAUGCUUGAGUUAGGGCGUCGAAGCAUCUGUAAUCGAGCUACGUCCUAUGCUGUGUUGGUUCUCUCGGCACAUUGAUCCCUAACAAGAUAAUAGUAUUGGCGUUAGUGAUCAAGGCUAAGCUAGAAACUUGUCAGUUCUAAGCAAUGCCAAAUUUUUACAGCUUUUUAGGGUAGGACCCGAACGCGCUACUCACUGCUCCAAACUUGCUUCUCCUAAUUUCUAUUUAGGUAUAUUAACAGUCGUAGAUUUUCUUCCGUUCUAUGUUUUCCAAGUGACCACCAUGCUCAAUUUGGCAAUUAUUUGAAAUAUCCUACAACUUUCGCAACACAUCUUCAACCUAACAGCCGAGUAGCCCCUAGACGCUAGCGCCGCCGCCUGUUGGGGUGAAUUUGUUGACAAGAAAUACGUGGUCUCAAUGCUCGAAGGUUGAGAUCUCACUUUUUUUUUGUAACUUAUUUGAUUCGUCGAGUUCCUAUUUACCAGGUCGUCUUAAUCAUCGACAGCUGUUAGAUUAUGCGUGGUGUGUGGUUGGUGUCUCCGUAGCUAAUUUAAUGUAGUUGCUAAUAUUUCCCGAAGUUGUGCUGCCACUAACAACCUCCUAUAAGGGAAGUCGAGAUAUUUAUCUCGUGUUAUGUCUUCCAAUCGCGUGAGAUUAAUGUUAAUUGAGUUAGCGUGUGGAAUGCCUUCGGUUUUUGUUGGAUUCUGCAUUUUCGCAGCUACAAAAUUUCCCAGUUGUGUGAUAUCAUAUUUUUUAUUUCGUGUUACUGCCUAUAUUUUGCCCCGUUUCCCAAGACUACAUUAAUGCUCAUAAUUUGUUGCUAGCUAUGCUCCAACGAUUUCUUGUAAAUUCAUCUUCCAGUGUAUAAACUUAUUUAUUCUGAAAUUGGUAUUUAUUCUAAUAUUUAUUGUUUA
Molecule: messenger RNA, 2930 nt
Organism: Hyalella azteca
Lineage: Eukaryota; Metazoa; Arthropoda; Malacostraca; Amphipoda; Hyalellidae
Product: probable dimethyladenosine transferase
Exons: 8
Coding region: 176-1222 (348 amino acids)
Biological process (GO): rRNA methylation
Cellular component (GO): mitochondrial matrix
Molecular function (GO): rRNA (adenine-N6,N6-)-dimethyltransferase activity
Source: RefSeq, a predicted model, not a curated record